CGUGUAGCUGUGAACCAAACCGUUGGAAAACAACACUCAGUGCCUUCGUACUUCCGCUCAGCUCAAAUCCCUUUAAGAAAACCACAACAACUCAACAGCUGAUGUAAAGAUGGCGACCCUGUGCUCAGAAAUGACCGCUAGUCUGGACUCGAAAGAUUCCGGGAAUGAAAUUCAUGCUAUUUUACGGCGGUGCAGGGGGCGACCCAGGCUGUCGGACACAGACCGAGCUCGAAGGCGACUCGAAUCCCGGAAAAAGUACGAUGUUCGACGAGUGUACCUCGGAGAAUCGCACAAGGUCUGGAGCGACCUGCGACAGAAAACCUGCAUGAGCGACGCCGGACUCGCCGAGUAUUUAAUCCUGCUGAACUCGGCUUACGGAGAUAGAUACCAGCAGAAAUACUGCGUGAAGAACUUUCCAGAAUUGUGCAGAAAUCAGAAAAAAGGGAAGAAGGUGACCACCACGAGCUUACACAACUUGGUGAGCUGGUAUCAGCAGCACUGCCAAAUGUGCUCUCAUGAGCCUGAGCUGCGGUCUAUGGAGCCAUUGAUGGGCCUGUCUACUACUGUUCUCUGGCAGUGUGAUGCUGAGCAUUCAUUCAUUCAGCACAUUUCAUGGCCUCUGGGAGGCAGUAGCGAGUCUGAUGAGGAUGACAAUAAUGAUGAGCCAGAGCCAGAGAAAAAGACAGCUGUCCAGACUACAGCAACAGCUGUGAGCAACCAAAGGACAUUGGCAGAUACAGAAGAUGAGCUGGAGAGUGCCACAGCAGAGGUUUCUAAAGUGGCUCAACAGAUGUCCUCCACAGCUUUCAGUCAACUUCCAGAAUCCCACAGCGAAGCCGUCACAUCCUCACCCUCCCUGGGAGACCAGGUCAUGUGGGAAACGGAAGCAGAGCGAGAACAGGAGCUGGCCAUGGCUGACUGUGAAAAUGGCAUGAGAGACGACUUUCAUUUGGUGGAGCCAAGUGACUCAAAGCCCGAAGUUGUAGGAGGUCAUGGUCCUGGGACAGAUGGUUAUGAAUGCGUGGUGGUCACGGCAGCUUUGAUGGAAAGCCUGCAUGGACCGGACGGAGCCAGCCAUUUGACGGAGGACAUCGAUGAGAACCGAGCACGACCAAUCUCGGGAGGUAUGACCCACAUACCCUCAGCAGCCACUCCAGUACAAGCAGAGCUCUAUGAAACCCAGGCACUGCAGAGCAUGGUGGGCAGCUGUGAGCUACCAGACCAGCAUGCUACACUGCAGGGCUCACAGCUGAUCAUAAUCACAGGAUCCAGUUACGAAACAAUGACAUCUGAAGGCAUUCAGCUCAAUGUGGCUGGAGGAGACGUGGAGGGGGUCACGUGCACAGUGAUCGAGGGGAUGUCUUACAAUCAGAUGUGCCAAUCAGAAACCAUAAUCCAGAACAGUGUCUCACAUACAGAUACCAUGCCGGACCUGAGCGAGAAGCAGCUGUUGGAACCUAGUGAAGAAUCGCACAGUCAGAAGGAUAUUCAGUGCUCUCUCAGCAGGUCUAGGAGAAGUCGUCAAGGUCCAGUUAUUGAGGCAGAUGGCAUGCUGAAAAUGUUCCACUGUCCAUAUGAUGGCUGCAGCCAGGUGUAUGUGGCCCUCAGCAGCUACCAGAAUCAUGUGAACCUGGUACACAGGAAAGGCAGGACAAAAGUGUGUCCACAUCCUGGCUGCGGGAAGAAAUUUUACCUGUCUAACCAUCUACAUCGCCAUAUGAUUAUUCACUCGGGAGUGCGAGACUUCAUCUGCGAGACAUGUGGCAAGUCUUUCAAACGCAAGAACCAUUUAGAGGUGCACAGGCGCACUCACACAGGAGAGACGCCAUUACAGUGCGAGAUCUGUGGUUAUCAGUGUCGUCAGCGGGCUUCCCUCAACUGGCAUAUGAAGAAGCACAUGUCCGAGGCACACUACAACUAUACCUGCGAGCACUGCGGCAAGCGCUUUGAGAAACUCGACAGUGUCAAGUUCCACAAGCUCAAAAGCCAUCCAGACAGACAGACCACUUGAAAGAGAGAGGACUCAAGAUUGAUAUUAAUAACAAACAAACAAAACAAAAAAAACAUAAGGGCUUCUUUUAACACCAGUUUUAUCUAGGUUAGUGACUGGUGGGCACUGAGCAAGUGCACAUGGUGAAGGAGGUGAAGAAACAGAGCACUUCUAAAAAGAAGUGUGGGUAGUUACAGCAGAAGUUAAACCUUUGUGUAUGUGCUAGUUUGAGGCAUAAUUUUUCUGUGUGCUGUGCUGGUCACAGCUUUCAUUCACCAGCUUAUGGUGUUGCAUGGUUCUGAAAUGUCUGUGUACAGUAUUGUUUACAAAGUGUUUUGUAUGUUCACAUUCUACUCUAAACCCUCAUCUUAAGCUUUAUAAAAUGUGUUUAAUUCAUAUGUGUUUAAACACAUUUUGUGUGUUUUGAAAAUUUUCAUGAUGCAUCUUUUAGCUGGUAUGAAAUUGAGUGCACAGAAUGGGUGGAGUGUGGAAAUUGCAACUAUAGAAUCUAUGCUGUUUUCUUUUAUGAAAUAUUGCCACUGAAAGCAGUUAUUUUUCGACAUAUAUCAGAUGAAUAUCUUUUGCGUCAUAAAAUACAAGGGACAAUUAUGUUCCACUGUGAUGGACUGACGUCUCAACCAGGGUGUACCACCUUGUGCCCAGUGUUCCCAGAAUAGGCAGUCCAUCCAGGAUUUUGCGAUCACAGAAAUGAAUGCAAAAUCAAGGAAAUGCUGCAAUAUUCACAGAAGCUUACAAUUUUUCAAAAUUACUGCAGAUUUGAGCCAUAAACAUUCAGCCAAAGCUCUCUUUGAUUAACGUACGUGUACAUGUACAGCUAAAAAGUCUCAUUUACCAACAGACAUCACUGCGAAAGACAAUUUUGUGCAAUUGCACUUUCACCAAUUCAAGUGGUUUUCCGUUUUUUAAAAAAAAAAGCACAAAAACUUUGCAGCAAAAUCAAGCAUUUUUAGCCACACCAGUCUCAAAUAAACUAUAUGAAAUCCUGUACGGACUGUAUAGGCUCUAGAUAGAAAGCAACCCUAACCGGGAUAAAGCAGCUACUGAAGAUGAAUUAAUAUUCCAAUAUUCGUAUGUGGGUUGUUGCAACACCAGUUUACCAAUAGCCAAAAAUGGAAACUGAAGGAUUAGCUGUGUUUUACAUUUGUUUGUUCAUGGAACUUAAACAUCUCUGUAUGUUUAAGUUCACAAUGUCACAAAGUGCAUGUUCAUUUCAUAUUGCAUGUUUCAUUUCAGUUAUUUUUGUUGAUAUUCAUUAGGGAUGCCAAUAAUUGUAUAACAGUCUGACUACAUGUAGCUAUUCUGUUGAAUUAAUUAGUGUCUCAAAGACAUUAUAUAGACAGCUGAGUGGAUUUUGGGAACAUGUAGGACUUUUAUUGCAAUACUGACUAACAAUGAAUGAAUGUACAGUAGGAGUCAGUCAGUGAGGUUGCAUUUGCUUUAUUAUAAUUGGUCUUAUGUUCUUUUACGAACCUGUAUUAUUUAUUAAUAUGCUUCUUUAGAGAAUAGAUUUUUAUAUCAAACAGUUAUCGUAUAUGGUUUUAAUAUUUAUUCAGUCAUCAGUGCAUGCUGCCAUUUUUGAUUAACUCUAGCUUCUGAAGAAAGGUCUACCCCCCCCCCACACACACACACACCCACCCCACAAAGAACAGAUGGGUGUUUUAAAGGUGUUUCAAGCCUCAUGCUUUUGUCAGUCAUUCAUUAGGUGUAAAUACUGUAAUUGCUAGCUCCUUAAGUGUUCACGCAUUUGCGUAUAAUGUUUACAGCCCAUCCUCAUUGUUCUCUAACCAGAAAGUAGGAAGUACUACAAAUGUAGCGCCUCUCUCUUACCUGCUUAAUGUCCCAAAAUAGAGCUGCAUUGUUGAGUUUAUAAGGAAGUGACCAUAUUACAGCACUUCAAUUCUCAGGGGAAACAGUCACAAACUAUCAUAUUUCUCAUUCCUUUAUCUGAAACGUUUAGCAUUUAUGACUCAGCUCAUUUAUUUCUGCUACAGUGCUUAUUUGCAACCAUCCUGAUUUCUUCUGUUCUUGUGUAUAUCAUACUCAAUCGUUUUAGAUUUUUAAAACUUAAAAAAUCUUAGCUUUUUAAGGACUUGACAGUCCUUAUGUUUACAAGCCAAAUGAGGAUUAACAGUUCAACACUGUAACUUUGGUGUUUUUCUUCAGCAAGGUUCAUUAUGAUAACAGUCUUAUAUUGAAGUUGGGUUGAGAGUAUUAAUACUGUUUUUUAAUUAGCAGUUUAUGCUUGGGGGGUGAUGACCAUCUCCUUUUCUACUAUAUGAUGAUCUGCUUGUGUUUUAUCUGAAAAUGAAGCCCUUUUUGGAACAGGCUCAAUAAGCUACAGCUGCACUGCACUCAUCUUGAUCUUCUGUCCUUCAUGAUAUGCACAUAAACUCUUACAGAGCGCUUGAAUAUUUGUUACACAAAAUACAACAUUUACCCAGA
This is a messenger RNA of Ictalurus furcatus (blue catfish), 4453 nucleotides long. It is a transcript of the gene znf653, whose product is annotated as zinc finger protein 653. The record is from RefSeq and is a predicted model, not a curated record. Bases 110 to 2011 code for a protein of 633 amino acids. NCBI's taxonomy places the organism in Eukaryota, Metazoa, Chordata, Actinopteri, Siluriformes, Ictaluridae. The transcript is spliced from 11 exons. Gene Ontology annotation, cellular component: nucleus. Gene Ontology annotation, biological process: regulation of transcription by RNA polymerase II. Gene Ontology annotation, molecular function: transcription coregulator activity.